UCACUUGAUUCAAAAUUUACUCAUUCUUAAAAGGGUUCUUUAGAAAAGGAUCAUUUUUUUCAUAGAAGUAAAUAGGUUAUUGAUGUAAAGUUUUUCAUGAUCAGAAAUUAUUAUUGAAAUCAAGUGUAUCUAUUUAUCAUUCAUUUGAGAAAAAAACUGUCCAAUGAUCCAACGCUGCAAAUGCAACAGAAGUCAACAACACAACAAUUAAAACACACCCUGAGAGGGAUAGAUAGAUGGAUUGAGAGAAACCCUUUAACUCUUGCUUUUACUACUGAGCAACAGAAGAUUUCCUCACCUUCAACAGCAAGGGCCAAUUCACCAAACAUAAACAUGAGAAGCGGUUUUGAUGUUGAAAGUCAGUACUUAACGGAGCUGCUGGCAGAACAUCAGAAGCUUGGACCUUUCAUGCAAGUCCUACCCUUAUGUACCAGGCUCUUAAAUCAAGAGAUUUUAAGGGUUUCUGGAAAGAAUGGACUGAUGCAGAACCAAGGGUUCAGUGACUAUGAUAGAGUGCAGUUUGGAAGCCCCAAACCCAACCUUAUGCCUUCUUUAGACAUACAACCAAAUUUUACAGGUUGGAACAGCAUGUCACAUGAAGGUUUAGCUGGAGUUCAGGGACUAAACGUGGAUUGGCAAGCAGCAUCAGGUGUACCAAGCGCUAACAUUGUGAAGAGGAUAUUGCGCCUGGAUAUUGCUAAUGAUAACUAUCCAAAUUUCAAUAUUGUGGGACGGCUUCUUGGUCCUAGGGGCAAUUCACUGAAGCGAGUGGAGGCUACCACAGGUUGCCGAGUAUAUAUCAGAGGGAAAGGUUCAAUAAAAGAACUAGAUAAGGAAGAGUUGCUAAGGGGAAGGCCAGGCUAUGAGCACUUAAAUGAGCCUCUGCACAUUUUGAUUGAGGCUGAAUUACCUGUAAAUAUUGUUGAUAUAAGGCUGAGGCAAGCACAGGAGAUCAUAGAAGAGCUACUUAAACCCAUGGAUGAGUCACAGGACCUGUACAAAAGGCAACAACUGAGAGAACUUGCUAUGCUGAAUUCCAAUUUUAGAGAAGAGAGUCCUCAACUCAGUGGCAGUCCCUCCACAUUCACCUCCAAUGAAAUGAAACGGGCCAAAACAGACCAAUAGUGUGUCUACAUUUCCAAAAUGUGUCAUUUGAUGUCAGCUCCUGCAUGUAAAUUCUGUGAAGCAGCAACCAGAAAACUUCACAAAAAGAUUGAAACAAAACCAGGGUACAUAUUAAGUCACAAUCAAUUGCAUCAAUAGACUUGUAAAACUAGGAAAACUUCAUUAUUAUGUAUUUUGACCGAUUGAUUAGUAUAUGUAUAUCUGCAAUGUCUAUAAACACAACUCUCUUGGGAGUUAUAAACUGAUCAUUAUCAUUACUAUUAUUGUUGGUUCAUGAUUGCAUGGAAAGAAGAGUUGCUACGAGAGUAUGUAUUCUUCUGAGCAUAAUAACAGUGUUUUGUUAA
Vigna unguiculata (cowpea) is the source of this 1469-nucleotide messenger RNA. Its product is annotated as KH domain-containing protein At3g08620-like. Gene Ontology annotation, molecular function: mRNA binding. Gene Ontology annotation, biological process: regulation of mRNA splicing, via spliceosome. Gene Ontology annotation, cellular component: nucleus. The record is from RefSeq and is a predicted model, not a curated record. Lineage: Eukaryota; Viridiplantae; Streptophyta; Magnoliopsida; Fabales; Fabaceae.